Messenger RNA from Musa acuminata AAA Group (dessert banana), 2330 nucleotides. Its product is annotated as rust resistance kinase Lr10-like. The record is from RefSeq and is a predicted model, not a curated record. Lineage: Eukaryota; Viridiplantae; Streptophyta; Magnoliopsida; Zingiberales; Musaceae. Gene Ontology annotation, molecular function: protein kinase activity; ATP binding; polysaccharide binding. Bases 240 to 2225 code for a protein of 661 amino acids. The transcript is spliced from 4 exons. Gene Ontology annotation, biological process: protein phosphorylation.
AGACGACGCAUCACUGUCCUUUCUUGCUUUUCUUCAAGUUAAGUUUCUACCGUCGGUCUAAAACGUUGACAAGCCAAUAUCGGUCCACCUUUUCUGUGAGGAUAGAAUUAAGUCUAUCUGUGAUAUUUUCCACAUCAUGACUUUGAAGGGAUCACUGAGAAGACUUGACUUUUAGAUCAAUGGGUGAUCGUCCUUUGUUUUCCUUUUUUCUUUUUGAUAAGAAUUGGCAGCUCUCUUAGAUGCAGUCGGUAGCUGAAGUGCUGAACAUGAAGCUGCAACAUCUGCUAGCAGUUCAUACCUUCUUCUUCUUCUUGGUCUGCGCCUCCACCGAAGAACACUGUUCUUCGUCAUGUGGUAGCAUCAACAUCACCAGUCCCUUCCGCCUUCCAGAUGAUCCGGCCGAUUGCGGAAUGCCCGAGUACGAGCUGACAUGCCAAAACAAUCAAACCCGUUUGAACAUCAGCUCCGGGCUUUAUGUUGUUAAAGCAAUCUCCUACGAGAACGAAACUAUCAGAGUGGUCGAUCCUGGUCUACAGAGCAACAACUGUUCUUCACCGCCAAAAUAUUCUCUCAACACCCGGGAUUUGUGGGAUUCCGGUGGAUCAUAUGUUCUUGUUCAACGGGACGGCUUUGUAGACUACACGACCUGCCGGCAGCCGGUAAACGAUUCGUCUUAUGUAACAACUAGCCCUUGCAUCAAUUCUACCAACGAGUACGACUACGUUCUGGCUGGAGAAUCAACUAUUGGUGAACUUGAUACUAAGUGUAGUAUUGUUCUCUCGGUUCCUAUCGAGGUUGCCUUUGAUGGAAAUGCUUCCUAUCUGGAGAUCUGGUCUGCUCUGCUUAUGGGAUUCCAAUUGUCCUGGAAAGCUUUUCGUUGCCCAGACUGUGAAGCUGCUGGCGGGUAUUGCAGGAAUGCAAUCCAAUCCAUGCACUGUUUCUUUGACGCCUUACAAGGAUUAGAAGAAAUCGGGUUGAGGAUUGUCACAAUAGCAGGAUACGUUUUGGCCGCAAGAACUGCGCUGGGAUUCGUGUGCCUCUUCUCCUUCCUGAUCUAUAAAUUGCGCAGGCAAUACCUCAUCCAUGCAGGCUAUGUUUUGGCUGCAAGAACUGCGCUGGGAUUCGUGCGCCUCUUCUCCUUCCUGAUCUAUAAAAUGCGCAGGAAAUACCUCCGCAAGAACGAAAGAAUCGAGAUUUUUCUUGACAAGUACAGGAAUCAGAUGCCAACGAGGUACUCCUACGGUGCCAUCAGGAAGAUGACCAGAGGUUUCAAGGAAAAGUUAGGACAAGGGGGGUUUGGGAGCGUCUUCAAAGGCAUACUGCCCGGCGGCCGCCCCGUCGCCAUCAAGAUACUGGGCAACACAAAAGGCAACGGCGAAGAAUUCAUCAACGAGGUGGCGACCAUCGGGAGAAUUCACCAUGUCAAUGUGGUGCAGCUCAUCGGCUUCUGCUCCGAGGGAUCCAAAAGGGCGCUCGUCUAUGAUUACAUGCCCAAUGGUUCCUUAGACAAGUACAUCUACUCCAAAGAAGGCCAAAGCAGCCCUCCUGCUCUUGGCAUGGACAAGAUGUACGACAUCGCCAUGGGAGCAGCUCGCGGGAUCGAGUACCUGCACCGGGGGUGCGAAAUGCAGAUUCUUCAUUUCGAUAUCAAGCCCCACAACAUUCUUCUGGAUGCAGAUUUCGUCCCAAAGAUUUCCGACUUCGGAUUGGCCAAACUGUACCCAGCAGGAAGGAGCGCGGUCUCUGUGAGUGCAGUUAAAGGGACGAUAGGAUACAUCGCUCCUGAGUUGAUAUACCGCAGCUUUGGGCGCGUUUCGUACAAAUCCGACGUCUACAGCUUUGGGAGGCUGCUGCUGGAGAUGAUCGGGAGAAUGGCCGACCCGAGAGCAGCGACGGAGCGUGAUUCGAGCGGGUUCUACUUCCCUGCAUGGCUUUACGAUCAGCUGUCGAAGGGAGAAGAUGUUGUCGUCGAUGUCGUGGUGGAAUCCGAGUCGAAAGUAGCAGAAACGCUGGCUGUCGUUGGGUUAUGGUGCAUACAAAUGAGUCCGGACGAUCGGCCGUCCAUGCACCGGGUUGUGGAAAUGUUGGAAGGGAGUGCGGGCGACAUAGCGAUGCCGCCGAGGCCUUCGCUUCUAUUUCCAUCGGAAGUCGGCGAGGAAGAGCCUCUUGAGACGGAGUCCUCGGAGAGUUCAUAUAUGCUGGAGGGUGGCACGUCCGCUGCGUGACUGCAGACAGCAGAAGUAUCGGUGUUAUUAUGGGACUGAGUAGAACGCAUUGUAACUCAAUUACAUGUACGAUAUUUCAAUUUGGUAAUAAUUAUCUAUUUAUGA